AUGUAAACAACAAUUUCAGUUUUAAAGUAACCGAACUAUUCUUGUACUCUACAUAAUUUUUAGAAGUGACGCUAACAGCGACUGUUAAUUCUAUGAUGUAUAAAAGAUAGAAUAAAUUUGUUCUGUAAGCUUUUCUAGUUUUAAAAAUUUAAUCGUUGUAUAAUAAUGUUUAAUAGAUAUUAAGGAAAAGAUAAAUAACUUCUCUUAACUGGUAGAUAAAAAGAAAGUCAUUUUAUAAAGGCUUAUUUAAUCGCAAUCGUAUGGCUUAGAACAUAUUGCUCAAAUGUAUGUGAAUUUUGUACAAAGAAGGAAUCAUUUACUAUUUAUGUAUGACAUUACAUAGGAACUUUAUUAAAAAUGUGAAUGGUUGUAUUUUGUAUGAAUAUGGAAUAUGAUUCUGAAUCUAGUUGUGAAGGUCAUUUGAGAGAUUUAGAAGCAACAGAGGAUCCUCUAGAAUUGAAAGAACAGCAAAAAGGUGAUAGAGCAUUGCAUUUCUCUACGGCUUUGCCCCAUCAUUCUCUUAAAGAUAUACCAAAGCAGCCAAAUCUGUCACUACAUGCAGCCAAGAAGAGUCUUUCUACACAAGUAAUGGAAUAUUACGAAAAAUAUUCCCAUAGUUCUAAUUUGGAUCAAUACUUUUCAUUACCCACAUCCAAUAUACCUGCUGAAUCUGUUAAGUAUUAUUACAAUGUUUAUGAAUUAAAUUCUAAAUUAAAUAAUAGUAGGCAAGAUUGCAUUGGAGAAGAAUAUAAUUUACAAGCUUAUGUUCCUAGAGAACGACGUAGAUGGAUAAGACCACCAUUAAUUGGUCAAUCUUCAAGCACAGAAAGUUCUACCCUAUAUAUCCAGCCAUUGACAAAUUCACAAUUUCCAUCACCAGAUUUAAAACACACCACACCAGAAAGAAUUUCUGAAACAAAGAACGAAAGUCAAGAAGUACUAGAAAGUACCGAAAGGAAGAUAUCUUCACCUACUUCCAGUGUCGCAUCUCAUAAGCCUUUGGAAUGGGAUAGUGGUGCGGAUGUAGGAUAUUACAAUUCUUUACCUCAUAAUAAACAUAACAACAAGAAAUUAAGCACUAUAGAACGUAUGGCAUUAGCUAGAGGAUGUUCUGCAGCUUUGAGAUUAGACCCAGAAGGUACUACUGAAUCUGGAGUAAUUGGAAAAGGCACAACAAUGCAGCACAAUUCAAAAUCAUUAAAAGCUCCAAAAGCAAGUUCUACUUUAAUAACAGAAAAUAUCUCAGAAUCAGAAAGUGAAAUUGAAAUCACUCCUAUAAUGAAAAAUAUGUUACCAGGCAUAAUUACAGGUAAUGAUAUAAAAUCAAAAGAAAAAUGUUCUCCAAAACAUUCUAAAUUAAAAAGCCUUACAACUCAAAGUCCAAAAGAGAAAUAUCCAAAUAUAACUCUAUCAAAAUCUUCAUUUACUUUUAAAAUACCUUCUGUAAAGUAUUCAACAGAUGGAAAAAAUAUUAUAAAUAAAGACAAUAUACAUAAUGAACAUUUUUAUCCAACUUCUACCUCUCUUUUAAAGAAGAGUACCUCUAUGAAUACAAUAGCUGCACCAACUUCUGAAGAUAUUUUAAAAAGAAGUCAAAGUGAAUUAAAUCUGUAUGCAAAAGAUAAAAACAAGGUAACUUUACCUUUAAUUUUUAAUUCAACAUCUUCUAUAUCUACAGUUGUAAAUAAACCUACUACCUGUGAUAAAGUUAUACAAACAAGUUUAAAUACAUUUUCUCAAGAAUCAAUUGGUAUACAAGUAUCUGUUCAAGAAGAAGAAAAGCCACCUUUACCUAGAAGAGGAACCAGUUGGCAAAAAUCAUUACAGUCCAUUUUAAAAAAUCCAAAGAAUACAUACAAAAUCCAAAAUUCCAGAACAAAUAGCAAUGAUCAUAAAGAUGAUCAUAAGAAUGUUGCUUGUGCUAGAAAAGAAAUAAAAAAUAAGGCAUAUUACAGUAGCUCAGAUAUUUCGCAAAAUGAAUCAACUCCUUUAACCCCUCAACUUGAUGACACAGAAAAUAUUACUGGAAGAGUUAAUAGUUUUGAAUAUUUUCCUGGUCAUAUAUAUGAAAAUGUUCUAAAUGGAAGUGGUAGUCAUGUUUCUUCUGUUGAUACAGGAGAAUCUAAUUCAACUUUUCCUAACACUAGUUCUAGUUUAAGUGAAAAAUUGUGGGGUGAUUCUGACAGUUUAGUACGAGAUUUAGAAAGGAGUGUUAAUAUACUAAAAUCUUUAGUUGAUGCUAAUAAAUGUGACAAACAGGUUAAGAAGCGAUUGAUACAUCAUGUCAUUAAAAGACUUGUAACAGCUAGGUAUGCUGAUGAUAAAAUUGAACAUAAUUUAGAAGAUAAUGUACCAUGGAAUCCAGAUGAUGCUAGGCAAAAAGUCUAUCAAACUGAAAUUUUACACGCUUUAACAAAAAAGCAUAGUACUACUGGUUCAUCUGAUAAUUGGAAAACAAGUACAAAAAAUUGUUCUAUACCAAAGUCUAUGAAAAAUGGUCAAGAGAUAAUAACGCAGGGAACUUUAGCAAGUAGUAACAGUGAUAAAUUUGAUGGAAAUACAGACAGAACAGAAAUGGAUGGAAGAAAAGCAAGAAUUGGUUUAAGAACUGAUAACUGUCAGCAAAGUAGUAAUAUUCCAACAGAAGCAGAUAGGAGUGAAAGUUCUGAUUGUUUUGUUCCACAACAAAACCAGAAAGGCAAUAAGAUAAAGAAUACAUUUUGCUUAAAAGAGAAAUGUAAAAUAUUGCAACGGAAUGAAACAACUUCUACACAUAGUACUCCAUCUGAUCACAAUAGAAUGUUAUUAAAUGCUGUUAUAAGUAGAAAAACUUCGACUAUAUCUAGUAAGAGUACUGAAAAUAACACAAAUUGGAGAUUCCCAACUACAUUAUCCGAACGACAAUUUGAAUUAAAACGAUGUCGAAAUUCCAAUACAGGAGAUUUAAGAUUAGUCAGUUAUGCUGAAAUGGAAAAAAGAAAUCAAAUUGUCUGGAUAACAAAUGAAAUUAAUCACCUUUGUAAUUUAAAAAAAUUAUUGGAACAACCACGAAGACUGGAAAGAUCAAAAAGUUCACCAAGAAAAUCAAAAUCUGCAUCAUCUAAAACGAAACCAGUACAUAUAAUGACGCAUAUGGAAGAAAAAUCUGUUGAUACUGAUUUUGUAUAUAGGAAUGCAUCAAAUUCAAGAAAAAAUUCUAUUGAAGAGCAAUGGUCUUCUCAUUGUAAUUUAGCAACUUGUCACUCUACUGACACUGAUUAUACUAAUAAUAUACAACGCACAAAAAAACGAAAUAGUUCAUCACAAACAGCUACCGAAGCAGUUGAUGCCCAUUCCAAAACAGGAGGAGAAAUUAUAACUACAUCAAAAGCACGAAAUACAAUUAAGUUAGUUAAUAUAGGUGUGCAAACACUCCACGAGGAAGUAUCCACGAUUACUUCUUGCAUACAAAAUGGAACCACACAUUUUACUAAAUGUUUCAUCCAUAAAAAUUUGAUACACUCACCAAAUAAAUGCAAGUAUGUUAAUCAAGAUGAAAAAGAUAUUUCACAAGCUAUAUCAAAUGCGUGUUUAUGUUCACAAGGGCAGUCUCAAAAUUCAUCAAUAAAAAAUAAAUGCCGUCAGAUUUCUACAAAUUCUGAUUUUGCAAAAAAAGAUAGUGAGACAGAUGCAGAAUCGACAAGAUUAUCUUACACAAAUAGUAAUAAGGUAACUUCUUCCCAACAAAUCCACUGUUAUAUGGAUAAGAGCAAAAAUCAAUUAAAACAAAAAGAAACGAAAAAUCAAAUAAAUGCUUCUAAAUCAAAGUACACGUGUAAUUGUCAGUCUACAUUUAAGGCUUAUUGUAACAAUAGUAAAUGUGGCAUAAAUAACAUAAAUAAGAAGACAGUAUAUCAGAAUACAUUACCUGAAACAUGUCGAAUACACACAAAACAAAUACCUACAAUGGAUAUUAUUGGUACUGCUCCUUUUUGUGAGCUAUGUCAUGAAAGGACUUAUAGUGCGUAUAGAAAUUCUUGCAUUUGUCAAAAACAAGAAAAAACCAGUGAAGGUACUUCCGCAACAAUAAAUGGAUGUACAUGUACAAACGAAGUAAUUGAUGAAAUACAAACUAAUAUAUUUACAAUAAGAUCUGAUCGAAGCUGUCUUCAAGAUAGUAGACUCGUUGACUGUAAUAACCAACAGAUAGCUGAUUGUAAUAACCAACAGAAAAUUGUAAAUUUAUGUGGAUGCUCGAAUGUUUAUUCUUGCGAGAAUAAGCUUGAAAGUGAGAUUUAUAUGCCAAAUGCAUCGCACGAAACUUGCUCAAAUUUAAAGGCUGAAUAUAACAGAAGAUAUCAUUCUGAGAACUGCUCAAAAGCAGAGCGGCAUCAAAUACAUACUCGACCUUAUUGUCUAGUUAAUACAGAAGAAAAUGAAACUUCUCUGCAACCAAAAGUACAAACUAGAAUAAAAUGCAACUGCAGUAAGAAUUGUUCUUGUCCUAAUAAAGUUAAAGAAGGUGACAACAACAAUCAUAGAACGAAGUAUAAUACAGAAUCAAAUGAUAUAAAUAGAUCUAAUGCCAAUGAUUCCAAUAAAAAUUGUAAAUGCUGUCGUACAUGCGGCAAGGUAUAUGAAAACAUCAGAAAAUGUAAUUGCCGUCAAACAUAUCCAAAGUCAGUGGCAUAUGAAAUUUCAUUUACCAAGGAGAAUAGUCAAAAAAAUAUUAGCACGAUAAAAAAGAUGCCAUUAUCUAAUACGAUCAAUGAUGCAGUAAAAUCGGAUAAGUGUACCUGUACCAGUAAAAAGCAAAAAGAAAAUGAUCAAAAUGAUAAGAAGGCGACUCUUCAGGAUUAUUUAUCAAAGAACAAACCAGAGUUUAUAAAUAAUGCUGAAACGCGUAGACAGUACGUGUCCGAGAUUGCGCACCUUCGACAGUUAAGGAAAGAAAAACGUAUCCAAUUGCUUGCUAUGGCCAGUACAUCGAAUUCGAUUUUAUUGUCUAAAUCAUUUAAACCAACAGUAAAUGUACAAAAAAGGAUUACCGACGAAGAAAUAAAAGAACGAUUACGUAAACGUUACCGUAGACUGAACGAGGUACGAGUUAAGCGGCGACAGCAAGAAAGGCAAGAAGAAACACGCCGCAAUAAACUCAUGGCCAAAAUUUUUUGUAAAAAGUUACAGCAGAAAGUUUUGAGGGGCCAAGUGGAUCUAUCUCAAAGUGUCAGUGUUAUAUCCAAUUUAUAACAUUAAGAUCUCACCGACGUUAAUCUUUUUAAUUAAAUAAUUCUUAGAUAAAUAAUAUUUAUAGUUUUAUAUCGAAUGAAAAAGAGCACAGUAUUUAAAAUUUUUCUUCGAAAUAUAUUUAAUGAUAUUGCUUAUAUUAUAUCU
This is a messenger RNA of Vespa crabro (European hornet), 5373 nucleotides long. RefSeq lists its product as uncharacterized. Bases 364 to 5229 code for a protein of 1621 amino acids. NCBI's taxonomy places the organism in Eukaryota, Metazoa, Arthropoda, Insecta, Hymenoptera, Vespidae. The record is from RefSeq and is a predicted model, not a curated record. The transcript is spliced from 5 exons.